UUUAUGUUAACUUAGCAGUAAUCAAAUGAGUUUUGAUCGGUGUUCGAGUGAAUGAAUAAUUUUCUAUUCUAUUCUAUUCUAUUCUCUGAUUCAUACCUGCCACGUCUACUACGAGAAAGGUGUAUACUCACGCAAUGUGAAUGAUUAAUUUUUUUCUUUCAAUGCGUUGGGCUAUUUUUCUGUUACACCAUUGUUGUGCAAUAGUACAAAAAUGAGUAUAAAUAUACCAGCAUUGCAAUACGCACGACAUUCUAUUUCAAAACUAUCUAUUUUACGCAAAAUAAAAUAAAAUAACUCACACACACAAAAAUCAUGAGUCAACCAACAAAAACUGGCAAUGAGAAGGUAAAUGUGCUUCGCAUGUUGAAAAUAUCUGCAACCAUCUGGAAUUUGAUAUAGGUAUUUGGACACGAUGAUCAUAAGCGUGAAUAUCGACAACAACGAUCUGAAUUACGUGAAUUAUAUGGUGAACAAUUAAAACUCAUUGAACAACAAUAUCCGAACUAACCAUCAUUCAAGUUAUUGAAUCUUUUACGAAGACAUAAUGGAGAUGUCGAAAAGGUAAAUUCAAACCACAUAACAAAUAAAAUGAGCCCGCAGGGUCCUCCGACGCGGGAGAAAAGGAGGUUGUUCGCUGCUGGUCUUAACCAGCACAACAUAAAAUACUCACAAAGUGCAGAAGUUCAGAGUUUUUUUGACUUGUGAUGAGGUUAAUGUUUCUGUUAGGUUUGUGCAAUUUUGAAACACCGUUCAUCUCGUCACGCAAAAUUUGACCAGUUGAACCAAAAAUAUGGUGAAGAAUUAACAAAAUUUUUAGAACAAGAAUCAUCACAUUCUUUAGCGUUAGAGAUGCCGAAACGACAACGUUUAUUACGCUUAAUGGAACGUUUCAAUGGUAAUUGGGACGAUGUUCGAAAGAGUUUAAAAAGAAUGAAUAGUCGACAUCAAAAUAAAGAACAAUUACAAGAACAGUACGCUCAACAAGUAGUCGAGUUAGAACAAGAUGGUCUAAAUGUUAAAUGCCCAUGUGUUUAUCGUUUAUUGCAGAAAUAUGACGGUGAUGUAACUAAGGUUCGCGAACAAAUGAAACAUCGUUUGGAUAAAAAAAGCGAUUUCGAAAAGUUGGAAAAAGAAUAUGAAGAACAACUGAAACAAUUGGAAUUAGAUGGUGUUCAUGUUAAAAACAAACGUUUUGUUGUACGUCGUCUCAAAGAAUCAAAUGGUCAAUUAGACAUGGUUAAAAGGUUCCUGUUAGAAAAACAAGAACGAGGACAACGAAAAGCUGAAAAGAAACGUGAUCAUUCAUCACCAAAAGAAGGUGAAGAACAAGGAUGCAGAAAAGAAAGGAAAAUUCGUACGGCCAACAUGAGUAUUGAGAAUUUGGAUCAUUUGAAACAAUUACGUGCAGCUGAUAUACAUGGUAAUCCAAUGAAAAUAUUAAAAAUAUUUCAUGAGGAAUGUAAUGAUUCAGUAGAAUUAACAGCUGAAAUAUGUCGGCAACAUAAAGAGCAACGGAAGCGUGAUCAAAAAGAACGGUUAAAAAAACAUGAAUUAUUAAAAGAAACGCAACAAGCCUAUUUAGCCAUUACAACUCAACAAGAUUGGCCAUUAGAUAUUGAACAAGUUUAUUUAGAUGGCAAUAAUAUGAUGUUUGUGAUUGAUUCAUUACGUCGUUUAUGUUUGAAUCGUCAUGGUAAACAAGCAGAACAUGCAAUUGGUCAAAUAGCAUCGGCAUGGAAUGAAAAGAUGUUAAUUCCACAUAUUAAUUUAAUAUAUGAUUCAACAAAACAAUUAGAAACAAUCGGCACUGUCAUUGUACAAAGUGCACAACCAAAAUAUAAAACAACAGAUGACAUGUUAGUUGAUCUGACUAAACAAAAUCAUGGUAGAAAUGAACAUACGGUUGUUGUUACAAGUGAUCGUGCUUUAGCUGCACAGUUGAAGAAUGAAGGUUGUCAAUUGAUAAAGCCGUACCAUUGGUUUGCACAUUGUGUUAUGGUAUUAACACCUGAUCUUAUUAAACAAGAUCCAAUUGAAAUAGAUACAAGUGUGGAGAGAGCACCAACAGCAAGAAAGUGCGAACAUAAUAAAAAAGGAAAAAUCCAUUAUGAUUUUGAUGAAUUAGUUAAACGUGUGGGAAAUAUUUGCAUAUGA
This is a messenger RNA of Didymodactylos carnosus, 2154 nucleotides long. Lineage: Eukaryota; Metazoa; Rotifera; Eurotatoria; Philodinida; Philodinidae. The record is from the annotation of a GenBank genome assembly.